AUGCGCCUCGGCCGGGGGCUGCUGCGGCUGCCGCGCCGCUCGCUGCUCGCCGCGCUCUUCUUCUUCUCGCUGUCGUCCUCGCUGCUCUACUUCGUCUAUGUGGCGCCGGGCAUAGUGAAUACCUACCUCUUCAUGAUGCAAGCUCAAGGCAUUUUGAUCCGAGACAACGUGAGGACAAUUGGAGCACAGGUUUAUGAGCAGGUGGUGCGGAGUGCAUACGCCAGGCGCAACAGCAGCGUCAACGACUCAGAUUAUUCUCUUGACUUGAACCACAGCGAAACCUUCCUGCAAACCACCACCUUCCUCCCUGAGGACUUCACCUACUUCGCAAAUGGCACCUGCCCCGAGAGGCUCCCUUCCAUGAAGGGCCCAAUAGAUAUCAACAUGAGCGAGAUUGGAAUGGAUGCCAUCCACCAGCUCUUCUCCAGAGACUCCAGCAUCAAGCUGGGAGGCCACUGGGAGCCAUCGGACUGUGUGGCCCGGUGGAAGGUGGCAAUUCUCAUCCCCUUCCGGAACCGCCAUGAGCAUCUUCCGGUCCUAUUCAGGCACCUCAUCCCUAUGCUGCAACGCCAGCGCCUGCGCUUUGCCUUCUAUGUGGUUGAACAAGUUGGCACCCAACCAUUCAACCGAGCCAUGCUCUUUAAUGUUGGCUUUCAAGAGGCCAUGAAGGACUUGGACUGGGACUGCCUCAUCUUUCACGAUGUGGACCACAUCCCAGAAAGUGACCGGAACUAUUAUGGAUGUGGACAGAUGCCAAGGCACUUUGCCACUAAGUUGGAUAAAUACAUGUACUUGCUUCCUUACACAGAGUUCUUCGGAGGAGUGAGUGGCCUGACGGUGGAGCAGUUCCGCAAGAUCAAUGGCUUCCCCAAUGCCUUCUGGGGUUGGGGUGGAGAGGAUGAUGACCUCUGGAAUAGGGUGCAGAAUGCAGGCUACUCAGUGAGCAGGCCUGAAGGGGACACAGGCAAGUACAAGUCCAUCCCUCACCAUCAUCGAGGAGAAGUUCAGUUCCUUGGAAGGUAUGCACUGCUGAGGAAGUCUCGGGAGCGCCAGGGGCUGGACGGUCUCAGCAACCUCAACUAUCUGGCAAAUGUCACAUAUGACGCCUUGUAUAAGAACAUCACGGUCAACCUGACCCCUGAGCUGGCUCAGGUGAGCGACUACUGAGCAAGGCGGGGCCAUGCCACGCCAUGC
Molecule: messenger RNA, 1194 nt
Organism: Suncus etruscus (white-toothed pygmy shrew)
Lineage: Eukaryota; Metazoa; Chordata; Mammalia; Eulipotyphla; Soricidae
Gene: B4GALT5
Product: beta-1,4-galactosyltransferase 5
Exons: 9
Coding region: 1-1167 (388 amino acids)
Biological process (GO): carbohydrate metabolic process; glycoprotein biosynthetic process
Molecular function (GO): UDP-galactose:glucosylceramide beta-1,4-galactosyltransferase activity
Source: RefSeq, a predicted model, not a curated record